Didymodactylos carnosus is the source of this 1485-nucleotide messenger RNA. NCBI's taxonomy places the organism in Eukaryota, Metazoa, Rotifera, Eurotatoria, Philodinida, Philodinidae. The record is from the annotation of a GenBank genome assembly.
AUGCCCGCUUCAGUUAUUUUCUCGAACAGUGCAGCUUCCGCCUCCGCUCCAAGUUUAGUCCAGGAUUCAAGCUCCAUGGCACCCAUUAGUGCUACAGUUGUGUCAUCCACCAGUGGUGGUUUCGGAUCAACCGCAAGUUUAAGCCAGGAUUCAAGUUCAGCGUCGGGAAUUACCAAUCCGGCAUCAACCAACGUCGCUAUCACGAACACUUUGCCAUCUAGCAGCAGUGCCGUGCCCACGUCAGUUAUUUCGUCGAACAGUGCUGCUUCCGCCUCUGCCGCCAGUUUGAGUCAGAAUUCGAGCUCCAUAACACCCAUUACUAACGCCGGAUCAUCCAACGUCGCUCUCUCAAACACUUUGCAAUCUAAUAUCACUGUCACGCCCGCCACAGCUAUGCCAUCCAACACUGGUGGUUCUGGAUCCACCGCAACUUUCGCUCAAGUUUCAAGUUCAGUGGCUGUAAUUACCAACCCAGCAUCAACGAUCGUCGCUAUAUCGAACACUUCGCCAUCUAACGCGACUGUCAUACCUACUACAGUUAUAUCAUCGAGUAGUCCUGGUUCCGCAUCUACCGCAAGUUUAAGUCAGAAUUCGAGCCGGGUGGCAGGGUUCUUGGCUCCGAAUACCAGUGCUGCGGCAACCAGUGCUGUUGUCUCCAACAGUUUGGGAGCGAAUACUACUGUUAUGCUUGGUACUACGGUCUCGUCCAGCAGUCGUGCUAGUUUGGCGCCGAAUGGGAGCGUUUAUCAAAAUACAAGUUCUGCACCGGUUCUUGGCAGCACACGUAUAUUAGCGUCUUUAGCCUCUACCCGUAGUAUUUCGGGUGGUAGCUCGGGCGGUAGUGCCGGUGGUAGUUCGGGCAGUAGUACCAGUGCAUCUAAGACUGGUUGUUUUUCUGGGGAUAGUUUGGUACGAAUGACUGAUGGAGGACUCAAGAGUAUGGAUCAGUUGAGAUCUGGUGAUAAAGUCUAUGGAACGAGUUCUGAAGCUGAAAUUGUCAUAAUUCUGGAUAAACAACCAUUUGAAACAGUACUUUUUUAUACAAUAAAAACUCGUUCAAACCGGAGUAUAAGCUUAACUGGUAAUCAUUUGAUAGUUGUUAGAAGACAAGAUAAAGUUUUGUUUGUACCAGCAAAGAAUGUGAACUCAAGCGAUUUCAUUUAUGUGCUAGAAGGUGGACAUAUACGACCAGUGAUGGUAGAAAAUGUGGUAAUUGAAUGGAAGGAUGGGUAUUACGCUCCAAUGACAGAUGAAGGUGUGAUUGUUGUCAAUGAUAUAUUAGCAUCAUGUUAUGCCAAUGUAUUGAGUCAUAAUUUGGCUCAUCUGAUAAUGGCACCAUUAAGAUUCUAUUACACAUUAUCAAAAUAUCUUUGCAUCAAUGAACCGUUUCACUCGGAUAGCAAUGGUUUACAUUGGCUGCCACAAAUAAUGUUACAUCUUACAAGAAAAUAUGUGCCAACGGCCUUUACUUAUUUAAUCGAAUAA